Cooperia oncophora is the source of this 333-nucleotide messenger RNA. NCBI's taxonomy places the organism in Eukaryota, Metazoa, Nematoda, Chromadorea, Rhabditida, Trichostrongylidae. The record is from the annotation of a GenBank genome assembly.
AUGAGACGACGAACAGAACCAGAGGCUGCUAAGCGUGGGGGGAAGCAGUCCACUACCAGACAGCAGCAUGCAUCCGAAGCUUCUUUGCCUAAUCGCUCUGCUUUUUUGAGGUUGUGCAGGCGCAGGAUUUGUGGAACGAGUUUUCCGCUGCAAUGUCAGAUGAUAAAUCGGAAGCAAACUGCCAAUUGCAUCACAUACCUUGAUGCUCUCGACCGACUGGCUCUUAGGGGCAAGCAUCUUAUGGAGACAGUGCUGUCUCCUGUCGGUGAACGUCCACUGGAAAUAUCUUCUGUAGUGGAUAAUGAAGAACACGAGAGGCUCAGUCCUAUAUGA